AACAACAAACAACAACAACAACAACAACAACAACAACAACAACAAGGGGUGUACCCGAGAAACGGGCCUCUACAUCCAAAUUAUGCCACCGUCGAGUCCAUGGAGGGCUUGAGCCACGGUUGCCACACGAUGGGCCCACAAGCUCACCCUGGAAACAUUAUGGGCGGACCCUUAGUUCCACAUCCCACUACCCUGAGCGGUGUUCACGCGAUGACCUCUACUGGCACGUAUCAUGGCCAUGGUAAUUUUAGUCACCAUUCUCCGUAUGCUUUGUCUCCAAAAAUAACCCCCAUGGGGAACACGAACUCCACAGACCGUGGUCGUCAAGAAUCCCAUGUAUCAAAUGCACCCUCUGCUUUGGGCUCGUCGUUCUCUAAUCAACUUUCUCGUGAGGUCUUGGAACGCAACCAGCGCACCUAUAAUGGUCCAUUUUAUCAGAUCCAGCCCCCAAACCAACAACAACAACAACAACAACAACAAAACGGGCUACAACAGCUCAAUGAUAGUUUGAGUGAGCUAUUGCCCACCAAUGAUGACCAUGGUUACCCGCACCCUAUACUCCAUCGACCCCGACGAACACUCUCCCGAUCCUCACUUUGUGAGUCUUCUUUCAACUCGCCUAUGGAGUCCGCUCCCGCUUUCGAAGAUGAGGUCGGUGUUUACCACACGGUGCACGGAGACCGACGUAAAACCAUCAUGGCCUCUCGCCGACCGGACCCGUUCUCCAAAAUCAUCCGACGAAAUCCGGGCGAUCACCAUCACAGCGGCUCUACGAUGAUGCCCAGCUUGGGCGAGAUGAGCUCCAAAAGUUCUUCCAUGCGCUCUUCCACGGGCUUUCUGAACCAUCAUGGGAAAGGGGAUCCCACGAAAAGUGGUCUGUGGGGGUCGAGCUAUGGGGGUGCAUUGGGCGGUCAAGUCAUGCAGGAGUCUCCUACCGAACUCUCCGAGGCCAUUCGUCUGUUGGACGAACGGCAUAAAAUGCAAAUGCAAGAACUAUUGGUCAGAAUGGAAACACUCCAGCGCGAGUAUUCUUUAGAGCGUCAUCAAUUGAGCCAGCACUUGCUGGAGGCUAUACGCUCACAAGAGGUUGUGCCGGAUGUACCGGGUCUUCCGGGUCUGGUCCUGGGCAACAAUCCCGGAUUGUUGCCCGCGUUGGGCAAUGUGCUUCCCUCGGGAGGCUCGAAAGAUCCCAACAAUGGGGUGUACGCAACCCAUCCAAGCCAAUCAAUGACGCCUCAAGCUCACAUGCCCGGUGGACAGCAUCCACAUCCGCACCCGCAAUUGCAGCCACCACAACAACAACCACAACACCAUCAUCAUCAACAGCAACCACAACAACAACAACAUCAACAUCAACAACCCCAGCCUUCAGUCGGACAACAGCAGCAACAACAGCAACAGCUUCAGCAACAACAACAACAACAACAACAUCUUCAACAACAACAGCAGCAACAAAUGGCCAACCUCAACCUCAAUCCCAUGCACCCUGGGGUUGGAGCGCCAGUGCACAUGGGCAAUUCGGGAAUGCCGCCCUCGCCCAUGAUGCUGAUGGGUAGUGGUCCCAACCCAUUGUCAAUGGGCAUGUCCACAGGUCCCGGAGGGCCCCUUCCCCUUCCAAAUCAGAUUAUUGCCGGUCCCGAUGGGCGCUACUAUCAAUAUCACAUGACUCCAGAAGGACCUGCCCUCCUGCCUUUGUCCAUGGUGCCCACAACCUCGAAUGCGGGGGCGCCCAUGUGAGAGAUGUCUAGGAUCCUCGGGGAGGGUGGGGAACUUAUGAGCUGUGAAUCAUCAUCCUUGAUCCGUUUUGAAAAGUGCUCAGAUCAAGGAACGAUUGUCAGUGAAAUUAACUUUACAUACACCAUAAAUCUAUCUUAGAAAAUACGUUUAUCCUCUUGUAUUGGUGCGUGUGGAUGCGGGUGGUGGAGCCCUUAAACACACCAUCACGGGUGUCCGCUACGUGUCUUUUUUCCCCAUCCUUGGGCUGGACAAAUUCACAAUUUAGACCAUGGCAAACACAGGAGAGGGGAUGAAAGGAAGGAGAAAUGAGAGAUGCGUCGCGGGUCAACCGAUCAUCAGCAGCCAGUGAUAUUGUUGCCAUUUCAGCCCGGAAUUCAGCGGGCUCGACGAACUUGACUUACGAACACAACCAACCUUACACAUGGAUAGAGUGAGAGUGUGCCCGACACCAAGAUGGUUGGUUCUCUCCAUUCAUUGAGACGGGAUUGGGGAUAUUGUGAGCGAUCCCAGAAGACGAACUUGCACACUGAUAUAUAUAUCUCUUUUUAUUCGGACGAAACGAAGCUUAUCGUUUUUGUGAUGGAGAAUAAAGGCUUACUGAAUUGGCA
Molecule: messenger RNA, 2345 nt
Organism: Tigriopus californicus
Lineage: Eukaryota; Metazoa; Arthropoda; Copepoda; Harpacticoida; Harpacticidae
Product: histone-lysine N-methyltransferase 2D-like
Exons: 4
Coding region: 100-1737 (545 amino acids)
Source: RefSeq, a predicted model, not a curated record